Molecule: messenger RNA, 285 nt
Organism: Peronospora matthiolae
Lineage: Eukaryota; Oomycota; Peronosporomycetes; Peronosporales; Peronosporaceae
Source: the annotation of a GenBank genome assembly
AUGCGCACGCAUCCUACGUUUUACGUUGGUCGUCUCCGCCCGUACCAUCAGUACGAGUUCGUUUGGAGAUGCGAAGAACACACCCGCGGUCAAGAGCCGAGACCACCUUCGAGUGUUCCCGUUUCAACAAGCCAGUCUGGUCGAAGAGCGAAGCGACCUGUUCACGCAGCCCAGCGAUGUCUCGACGAGCAGCAUCCAGCUCAUCACGAAGAGAACGAGUCGAACGUUCGUUCUCAAGUUGCGCGAACGCAAAAGCGGCACGAUCAUCCGAACGUCGUGCGUUAG